AUGACUAUCAAUUCACUUCCCGAAGACAUCAUCAUAGACUACCGCACCGAGUAUUGUCUCUACGUUACCAUAUCUAAAUAUGACAUCAACAACGAUGGUGAUGUACACCGUUUGUAUACUCUUCGCCAGAACUUCAACUCACCUGACAAAAAAUAUUCCUUGGUCCCUGUCACAUCACUCCCUCGUCUACCUCCGAAUGCUAGCUACGUGACCGCGGAUUCGAAGAUCUUUGUGAUCCCUGAUGAUAAGAGUCUCGCAUCUACUGAUACGUUACUCAUCGACUGUAGGUUUCACACGGCACACCACCUCCCAAGCAUGCCAAACGAAGUCGGUGAGAUAAGUAUCGAAGGAUACUACAAAGAAGUGUCUGACGGGGUCGCUAUGUUCUUGAACCAGAUCCCUCGGACUUUGGUAUGUAUGUAUGAGUGGACUUACAAGAGUGAUCAUAAGCUCUACAUGGUGACUUUAAAGACGGAUAUCUUAAAUUUAAAGGCUUGGCAUCACGACAAUAAAUGCUUUCUGGAUGGAGUGUCCUACUUCUCUGAUCCACAAGCGGUUGAUGUAAGACAAAUUUGUGUAGAAGAUGUGAAGGGCGUCAGACUAAUCACUGAUGAGGAUGCUAAUGUGUCGUGCACUGUGAUAUAUGGUGAGAAGGUGGUUGUGUUUUUGCAGAUAGAGAUUUGUCAGAAGAACGAGAUCUGGUGUGUUGAGAUCAAAGUGGAAAAGGAUCAAAAGGGAGAGUUGUGUGGAAGAGUUGAGUGGUGUGGUUGUUUGCUUGAGGGACACUGGGCUGCCGGCCCUGACCUCAAGGACGCUCUUGUUGUUAAGGUCUGA
Brassica napus (rape) is the source of this 834-nucleotide messenger RNA. RefSeq names its product F-box/kelch-repeat protein At4g38940-like. Lineage: Eukaryota; Viridiplantae; Streptophyta; Magnoliopsida; Brassicales; Brassicaceae. The transcript is spliced from 2 exons. The coding region runs from base 1 to 834 and encodes 277 amino acids. The record is from RefSeq and is a predicted model, not a curated record.